AUGGUGAGAUGGAUUCCGCCAGGACCAAAUUCAUGUAUCUUGAGCUCGGAUGGUUCUUCAUGCAUCAAUGGGGCUGGUUAUGGUUUUGUGAUUCGUGGUGAAGGUGGAACUUUUGUGUAUGAGGAAUGUGGUUUCUUGGGGGAUGGUGAUAGUUUUAAAUCGGAAGUUGAUGAAAUUUUAUUUGGGCUAUAUAGAUAUGAGCUUUUAAAGCUUCUUAAUGUUGUUGUUAAGACGGAUAACAAGGUACUUUUAGAAGCUCUCACCAAGCAAAUAUGUUUUCCUUUGAGCCGUCUUCCAUGGUCGGAAAUCCCACUGGGGACUGGGCUUCCCCCAUUUGCAAGCUUAUUCAACAAACCUUCCACUGAUAAACCUCAAAAGGGAUUGCUUAUUAAGCCAGUCACCUUUGUAAAUGGCACCGCCAUUCUUGAAUAUGAAGAUGAGGAGUAUGAACGCCUCAUAGCCCCCCCAUCAAAUGAGUUUGACCUCCCAAUUGAGUUUCUAAACCCGGAAGUCAUCUUCUCCAUGGCUAUGAUAGGUAAGAGAGGCAAGAAUCAUGAACAACUCUUCACUUAUGAGCACGUUCCGGCUUAUUGUUCAAAGUGUAGCAAGAUUGGCCAUAAGGUGGAUGAUUGCAAGAAACGUUUGGCAAAAAUUUCAAUGGAGAUAAAUAAACUCAAGCCUGUAUCCAAAGAGGUUCUGCAAAAAGCAAUUUUGAAGAAACAAAAAAACCCUAAUUUAGGGCUGAAGUCGAUGGAAGCUAAGGGCAAAGCAUCCUCUUCAGGGCUAUCGGAGAAGGAGAAGGUGGCCUUCCCUGUGGAUGUUCAAGAUUCCCCGAUGAAGAGCGCACAUGUAGAAACUGAGUCGUGGAUUCUGACUGAGUCGCAAGUUGCAAUUGCUGCAGCUGAUUCGUGGGUUGCGACUAAGUCACUGGUUACGACUGAUGCUAGAGCGAAUGUUCUAAUGACAAAUGUGGCAGCUAAUGUGAUUGAUCUUGAGACUGAGAAAGUUACAAUGGAGGUAGAAACCCAGAUGAAGACAGGAAAAGAAGCGGAGGUGCUGGUUGCAACGAUGACGGAGGUGCUGGUUGUGACUGAGGGUGCGAAAAUCACGACUGAGGCUGGGGGCGCAAUGUUGACAACUGAUGCUGCGGCGUUAGUGUCUAAUUUCGUUGAAAAUCAUUUUGUAUUAUUGGAGAGUCAUGAUGAUGAAGAAGAGGAGCUUGUGCAUCAGGAGGAUCCUCUUCCACAAGUUGAACAAAUUCUUCUGCAAUCGGUUGCGGUUGAAGUUGGAAACCCUACUUUGGUCGUUGAUGUUCCUACAAUGCCACAGAAGGACUGGUGCUGGGAGAUGAUGAUCAUGGUAGCUUGUUUGAAGGGAAUGCUGAUGACAUUGAUUCCAGUACGAAAGAUACAGCGCAAAGGUUAGUUUCUCCUAAAAAGAAGCGGGGUCGCAAAUCAAAGGCUGAGAAGGCAAUCUCCCUGGAUGGAAUAAUCCCGUGGGGGUUGUCGAUGUUACAAUAAUUCUGGUUCUCCUUUCCAAUAUUUUUCAAUGAUAGGUCAUUUGAUAUGGAAUAUUCGAGGCAUUCGAAACCAAGCCUUGCAACACCGGUUGAAAUCCUUGGUGAAAAUGUAUAAGGUUUCUCUUUUGAUGAUUAUGGAGCCAAUGUUAGUAAAAAAAAAUUGAUGAAAUAAGGCGAGAGCUAGGUUUUGAUUUGGCUUUUUCGUCUGAAAACAGUAAGAUAUGGGUAUUUUGUCAGAAUGACUUCUCGGUCUCCUUGCUUGAAGGUAAUGAUCAAAUUUUACAUUCUGAGGUAACACAUGGUUUGGUCCCCAGCAAAUUUUAUUUUUCAGCCGUGUGUGCCAAAUCUAGUAGAUUGGGAAGACAAGAACUAUGUUAAAGUAUGGUGGAUUUUAGGCAACAAUACAUUGACUCACCUUGGGUUAUAGGAGGGACUUUAGUGUUAUUCGGUCAUUGGAUGAAUAUUCGGGUUCUUCAGUUCAAGAUCAAUUAGCAAUAACAAAGUUUAAUGAAUGUAUAGAAACUUGUGGAUUGAUGGAAAUGUUGCCAAUUGGAGAGGAAUUUAUAUGGGGUGGAACAAGAUGUAUGGGUUGGGUUUGUAAAAAGUUGGAUAGGGUUCUAUUUACAAAGGAAUGGCAUGAUUUCUUUCCCUCCUCUUUUGUUGAGAACUUAAGUUGCACCUCCUCAGAUCAUUCCCCUAUUUUGCACCUUAUUACGCCUUCAAAUGCAAGCCUAGAGUUUUUCACUUCCAAAAUAUGUGGGUGCGGAGAGAUGACUUUAAAAUUGUUGUGAAGGAAUGUUGGGUGCAGCCUUUAACUUAGUUUGGAAUGAUUGGUUUCUCUCUCAAGCUCAGACAAUUGAAUGCUAAAUUGAAAAUAUGGAAUAAGGAAGUCUUUGGUGAUGUCUUUGCAAACUUGAAAGAGGUGGAAUCCAAUGUCCAACGGCUGGAGGGUUUGUAUGAUUCUUCGGAGUUGGAAAAUGAUAGAAUGUUGCUGAAUGAAGUGAAAGCUACUCUGCUUAGAAAGUUAAAGGAACAUGAGGAUUUUUGGGCUCAGAAAAUGAGGGUUAAAUGGCUGCAAGAAGGAGAUGCAAAUACUUCUUUCUUUCAUGCAUCAUUGAAGGAGUGAAGAAUGCAUCCAAC
Molecule: messenger RNA, 2659 nt
Organism: Oldenlandia corymbosa var. corymbosa
Lineage: Eukaryota; Viridiplantae; Streptophyta; Magnoliopsida; Gentianales; Rubiaceae
Source: the annotation of a GenBank genome assembly